UAAGCCGGCGCCCGGCGCGCAGGAGCGGGCAGAAGAGGUCGCAGCUGCCCGGUGCUCAGCAGCGCCCCCGCGCCAGCCUCCCCUGCACGGAGUGACCCAUUCCACCGAUCGAUCAAUAAUCGAUCGCCUGCUGCUUCCAGCCCCUUUCUCUUUUCCACGGCCUGUUUUCCAAGCCGCCUGUUGCUUCACCUCCGCCUGACCUCGCAGCCGUUUGGGGACCGACCCUGCCGUUUGGGGACCGAGCUAUUUUUGCACCGGUCUGCUGCGUCGACGGCAAAGGGGAAAGGAGCCCGGAGGAGAGGGACGCGCGGGGAAGACCUCUCUCGCCUGGCUCUCCUGCCCGAAUCGAGACGAAGAUUCAGGGGAGGGGGAAAGGUCCGCUUUGCAACCCCCCGCCACCCCCACCCCCCUCCAAGCACAGUGUCGGCAGCUACAGAGGAACGACGAUGAAGCAUCAAUUUUCGGUGGCGUUCUUCCUGGCUUUCGUCUUGCAGACCGGAACCUGCAAUGGAAUCAAAUGGCUAGCCUUGUUCAAGACUCCCUCAGUCCUGGCCUUGAAUCAGACGCAACACUGUAAGCAGCUGGAAGGGCUGGUGGUCUCCCAAGUGCAGCUUUGCCGGAGCAACCUGGAGUUGAUGCGCGUCCCAUCCAGGCCAUGGGAGGGAGAGGUGAUCAAAGGCGUACAAGACCUUCUCUCCGACAUGCUUGGGUGCUCCUCCAUCGAGCUGGCCCCAAACUACCUGCUGGAUUUAGAGAGAGGCACCCGAGAGUCAGCUUUUGUGUACGCCCUCUCUGCCGCCGCCAUCAGCCACACCGUCGCCCGAGCCUGCACCACUGGGGACCUCCCUGGCUGCUCCUGUGGUCCCAUCCCAGGUGAGACACCUGGACCUGGGUAUCGCUGGGGAGGAUGUGCAGACAACCUCAACUAUGGUCUGGUCAUGGGGUCCAAAUUUUCAGAUGCUCCCAUGAAGAUGAAAAAAUCAGGAUCACAAGCAAAUAAGCUGAUGCAUCUCCACAACAGUGAAGUAGGGAGACAGGCCCUGAAGUCUUCUCUGGAAAUGAAAUGCAAAUGCCACGGAGUCUCCGGCUCCUGCUCCAUCAAGACUUGCUGGAGAGGGCUUCAGGAGCUCAGAGAUAUCGCCCAGGACUUAAAAAACAAAUACCUUUCGGCUACAAAGGUGGUACAUCGCCCCAUGGGGACGCGCAAACAUCUAGUCCCAAAGGAUAUUGAUAUCCGCCCCGUCAAGGAGACGGAAUUGGUUUACUUGCAGAGCUCGCCUGACUUCUGCAUGAAGAAUGAGAAAGUCGGCUCCCACGGGACCCAGGACAGGCAAUGCAACAAAACCUCCAACGGCAGCGAUAGCUGUGACCUCAUGUGCUGCGGGCGUGGCUACAACCCGUACAUGGAUAAAGUGGUGGAGAGAUGUCACUGCAAAUACCACUGGUGUUGUUACGUCACCUGCAAAAAAUGCGAGAAGACUGUCGAGAAAUACGUGUGCAAAUGAGGCCCUUCCUCCUCCUGGCCGGCCCACAGACUGAGGAGUCCACGCCACAGCCUUCCACGACAGGAGAAAAGCUUUCCCAUGCUAGACAGGGUUUACUUUGCGGAACCACGGGGGACAAACAUUCAGCGGAAAGUGACCGCGGCGUUCGAACGAGCACGUUUACCAAUGUUAUGCUCUCUUUUGAUUUCAAGCCGAAAAAAACCACCCGAAAAAAACUCAGAGACUUCAAAUAUCAGUUCUUCUUGUUGGAUCUCGGCUGCAGAUACAAACUAGAAGGAAAUAACCCCAGUUUUCACGGGUGCCAGCUGUCAUUUCUUUUCGGUGGCUUCCAGUUACUAAGUGCCUACCGUCUGUGAUGGGGUGGGGAGCUCUUCUUUGGGUGGCGGGAUGACGCUUGCAUGAAAAUAAUACGGGAAAGCCAUUUUGUCUCUAUGUUGUAAAAGGCGUGACGCCCCAGAGAGACCGGCCUUCAGUCCCUGACGAAGGAAAUGCUUGGUUGUUUCAGCAGAGUUUUUUUUCGCUCUUUUGGCUUUUCUCCCCUCUUUCCCUUAACAAAAACGGCCUCGCCUUUCAGACAGUCACAAGGACUUCGGGCGACAGAAAAAGAAAGGUAAUUGCCGAGAACAAAACCCAUGCCAUUUUCUGGCCUUUGAGCGUGGAGGCCCUAGUCGACCACUUGUUCUGCAGGAUGGCUAUUUUGAGAAAUUUGGGCGAAGAAGAAGAAGAGUUUGGAUUUAUAUCCCCCCUUUCUCUCCUGCAGACGACUCAAAGGGGCUGACAAUCUCCUUGCCCUUCCCCCCUCACAACAAACACCCUGUG
Molecule: messenger RNA, 2324 nt
Organism: Sphaerodactylus townsendi
Lineage: Eukaryota; Metazoa; Chordata; Lepidosauria; Squamata; Sphaerodactylidae
Gene: WNT11
Product: Wnt family member 11
Biological process (GO): cell fate commitment; canonical Wnt signaling pathway; multicellular organism development
Cellular component (GO): extracellular region
Molecular function (GO): cytokine activity; frizzled binding
Source: RefSeq, a predicted model, not a curated record